AUGUUGGCUUUGCGUAAGGUUCGUCAAUUUCGCGUCUUUUCCGUGCUGGUUGUCGGUUCCAUUGUGUGUUGCGCGAAAAGCGUCAAUGAACCGGGCAACAUGUCUUUCGUGAAGGAGACGGUGGAUAAACUGCUGAAGGGAUAUGAUAUCCGACUGAGACCGGACUUUGGAGGGGCCCCAGUUGCAGUCGGGAUGAGCAUAGACGUGGCAAGCAUAGACAUGGUGUCAGAAGUCAACAUGGACUAUACGUUGACCAUGUAUUUCCAGCAGUACUGGAGAGACAAACGUCUAGCCUAUGUAGGAAUCCCUCUCAACUUGACCCUUGAUAAUAGGGUUGCCGACCAGCUCUGGGUCCCAGACACAUACUUCCUCAAUGACAAGAAGUCCUUCGUCCACGGAGUCACUGUCAAAAACCGAAUGAUCCGACUGCAUCCAGACGGAACCGUUCUCUACGGACUCAGGAUAACUACGACAGCAGCGUGUAUGAUGGAUCUCAGGAGGUAUCCCCUGGAUGAACAGAACUGCACUCUGGAGAUAGAGAGCUAUGGCUACACCACAGACGACAUCGAGUUCUACUGGAAAGGAGGCGAUACAGCUGUAACGGGGGUGACACGGAUCGAGUUGCCUCAGUUUUCCAUUGUCGAUUACAAGCUGGUUUCCAGAAAUGUUGUCUUUUCCACAGGUGCCUACCCGCGACUGUCUCUGAGCUUCAAGCUGAAGAGGAACAUUGGCUACUUCAUCCUGCAAACAUACAUGCCAUCGAUCCUGAUUACCAUCCUCUCCUGGGUCUCCUUCUGGAUAAACUACGAUGCGUCGGCAGCCAGAGUGGCUCUAGGGAUCACCACGGUGCUGACCAUGACCACCAUCAACACCCACUUGCGAGAGACCCUGCCCAAGAUCCCCUACGUCAAAGCUAUCGACAUGUACCUGAUGGGCUGCUUCGUCAUGGUCUUCCUGGCAUUGCUGGAAUACGCCUUCGUCAACUACAUCUUCUUCGGCAGGGGUCCUCAGAUGCAAAAGAAGCUUGCGGAGAAGGCAGAGAAGGCCAAUAACGAGAAGGCGGCCAAGUAUGACGCUGCAAGGGUAGGUUGGAAUUGUAGGACCGCAUCGCUAAAACGGUCCAAUCAGGUUAAAGGUCUUCGCCACUCACGCUCGGUGAGUUCACACGGCCACGGGAACAUUCUGCUAACCACGCUGGAGAUCCAUAACGAGGUGGCGGGAGGCGAGAUCACCACCAGCGUGGCGGACAUUAGGAACUCUCAGUCCAUGGUGCAGUUGGACAGCACGGCAUCGUCGCAUAUCCAGUACCGCAAGCAGAGCGGAGGGAUCGGCCCGCGCUCCGCCAGCCGCCACUCCCUGGACCGCGCCGCCCAGAUUAAACGCAGCCGUCUGCGGAGGCGGUCCUCGCAGCUCAAAAUCAAAAUCCCCGACCUGACGGAUGUGAACGCCAUCGACCGCUGGUCACGGAUCAUCUUCCCCUCCGUUUUCUCACUGUUCAACCUCAUCUACUGGCUGUACUACGUCUGA
Messenger RNA from Scomber japonicus (chub mackerel), 1527 nucleotides. Its product is annotated as gamma-aminobutyric acid receptor subunit beta-3-like. Lineage: Eukaryota; Metazoa; Chordata; Actinopteri; Scombriformes; Scombridae. Bases 1 to 1527 code for a protein of 508 amino acids. Gene Ontology annotation, cellular component: synapse; GABA-A receptor complex; neuron projection. Gene Ontology annotation, molecular function: GABA-A receptor activity; neurotransmitter receptor activity; extracellular ligand-gated monoatomic ion channel activity. Gene Ontology annotation, biological process: monoatomic ion transmembrane transport; signal transduction; nervous system process. The transcript is spliced from 10 exons. The record is from RefSeq and is a predicted model, not a curated record.